AUGAGGCUUCGUGUCCUGACUGGAGAUCCUGAUCUCCUUGUCACUCUCCUGCUGAGUCUUUUGGCUUUCUCCUCUGUUCACGUGGAAGCAAACCAACAGGAGCUAACCAAGAAAAGACAGUACUACAUAGCUGCUGUGGAAAUAGACUGGAAUUACAGCGGUAAUAACACACAAGGGUUCAGUCAGACGUACAAGAAAGUGGUUUUCCGGGAAUAUGAAAAGGGCUUCACACGGGAGAAGGUUCAUGACCCCUCGUUAGGAUUGCUCGGACCCACGCUGCGGGCCGAGGAGGGCGAGAUUCUUGUGGUCACUUUCCGAAACCUGGCGUCAGAAGCGCACAACCUCCACCCGCACGGCAUCGCUUACGGGAAGCAGUCCGAGGGAGCACGCUACUUUGACAACACGUCACUAAAGGAGCAAGAGGACGACGUGGUGAAACCGGGCUGUGAGCAUGUUUACCACUGGGAGGUGACGCCCGAGGUCUCGCCCAAACCAGAUGACCCUACCUGCCUCACUUACUCCUACAUCUCUCACCUGAAUUUGGUGGAGGAUUUCAACUCGGGCCUCGUUGGCGCUUUGCUAAUCUGCAAGAACGGGAGCUUGGAUGAGUCAGGGAUGCAGGCUGGCACCAAACAGGAGUUGGUUCUGCUCUUUGGGGUCUUUGAUGAGCGAGAAAGUAUCUACAAGCCAAAGGACGCAUCCUUAAACCAUGUCCACUUCACCAUUAAUGGCUACACCAAGGGAGCUCUGCCUGGUUUAAGCCUGUGCGCGUAUUCCUCGGCGAACCUUUAUCUACUCGCCAUGAGCGCCGAGCCCGAGUUGUUUUCUGUGCACGUCAGCGGACAAGUGCUGCAACACAUGCGCCACAAAGUUUCAUCCCUGGGUCUCAUCAGCGGCUCCUCUGCCACGGCCAAGAUGGUGCCCAUGCACAUCGGCCGCUGGAUGUUGUCCACUCACGUGCUCAAGCACAUCGAAGCUGGCAUGCACGCCUUCUUGGACGUGAAGGAGUGCGAGGGCAUCAAAGCGCCAAAGCACCAGAUGACCUUCAAGCAAAGACGCGAAAGCACAGAGUGGGUCUACUAUAUCGCCGCUGAGGAGGUCGUCUGGGACUACGCGCCUACCAUGCCCGAACACAUUGAUGAGAGCUACAAGCUUCAGUACUUGCAGCAGUCCCCAACCCGCAUUGGCAGGAAGUACAAGAAGGCCGUGUUCACACUGUACAACAAGUCCUUCACAGAACGAAUAGAGAACAAGCAGAGGAAAAGUGAGCUUGGGAUCUUGGGUCCCGUAAUAAGAGCGCAAGUCAGAGAUGUCAUCAAGAUUGUUUUCAAGAAUAUGGCCUCCAGGCCUUACAGCAUCUAUCCACACGGACUGACAAUCGAAAAGUCGGACGAGGGUGUCAACUACCCGGAAGGAGGCAACAAGACGCACGCUGUCCAGCCGGGUGAGACAUACACAUAUGUUUGGCAAGUAAAAGAGGAGGACGGGCCACUGAAAGGAGACUCCAGGUGUCUAACGCGGAUGUACCACAGUGCUGUGAACACGCCACGUGACAUAGCCUCAGGUCUGAUCGGACCCCUCCUCAUCUGCAAGAGUCAGUCGCUCAAUGUCAGGAAUGUGCAGGUCAAAUCAGACAAAGAGCAACAAGCCAUGUUUGCCGUGUUUGACGAAAACAAGAGCUGGUACCUCGACGACAACAUUCGGCAAUUCUGCGAUCGAUCCCGAGUCGACAAGGCAGACGCAGACUUUUACAAUUCCAAUGUCAUGCACACCAUCAAUGGCUACGUGUACGAGAGCGGACCACUCUUGGGCUUCUGCAACGGUGAAGUGGCAACGUGGCACGUGUCCAGCGUCGGCUCGCAGGACUACAUUCAGACGGCGACCGUGUACGGCCACCCAUUCGAACUGAACAACCGUAUGGAAGACAUCCUCAGCCUCUACCCCAUGACCGGCGAGACCAUUACCAUGAGGAUGGAAAACCCCGGCGUUUGGCUCCUGGCGUCAUUGAAUUCCCACGAGACAAGCAAAGGAAUGCACUUGAAGUUCCAGGACGUCGAGUGCUUCCGCGACCACCAUUACGAGUACAGUGAUUAUGACGAGCUGGAUAAAAAUCAGUUUAAUAUUUUGAAUCUCCCGUCGAAGAACGAAAUCUUAAAUAAGAAGGCGGAAGAACUGAAGCCGAAAGAUCCUACUACGCCUAGUACGACGGUGACUGAUGAACUCACAGAGAUGUUCGCCGCCGAAUUAGGCCUCAGGUCACUGAAAAAUCAAGCUCCCGCGGACAGCGUGGAGAAGCUGGACUUGUCAUUCCUUGACUAUGACGCUGUUGACGUGUCAGAUAAAAAAGCAACAAUAAGGACCAAGAGCUCAAUAUACAGUAGCCCAAGCAUACCUGGAGAUGAAGGACCAAACAGCAGUGUUUCCGGGUUGCCUUCACGUUUUAACGGCAGCCUUUCCAAAACAAAUGAAACGAAACUUAAUAACACAACAGCAUCUUCAAAGUUUGGGAACAAAUCAAUCGGGGCUAUCAAUCAGACCGAAACAGCACUGUCCAAAGUCGCAGAGAACUCCCAUCUGGACCGGUCGAACAGGACGUUGAACAAGCCUCAAUUUUCAAAUGUAUCGUCGACUGCUGGAAACCUCAUCUCAGACGAUUUCAACGUUUCAGAAAGCAGUAAGGAAGUGUUUAUAUUCCUCAAAAAUAACCACACAGAGAUGAUCAAAACCACCUCUGUGAAAACCGACGUCCAUAACUGGACUUACGACGGAACUCACGAAAAGGUACCGGCGGAGAUUCCCGACCAUAUGGCUAAAUACUUCAAGAAGGAGACCCCGAAACCCAAAAAGAUAACCAAGAUCAAGAGAGUGAGCGUUCGACCGCAGAAGGGCCUAGGCAUGAAAACCAGGAAGAGGAAGGUAUUCAAGCCGGAAGUGACGAGCGGUUUACCCUUCUCUCCGCGUGGAUUCAACCCUGACGUGACCCCGAGGGGGUCGCGCCCUUCUUCGCCACGAGCCGUCUCGGAUGAGGAGGAGCUUAUUAACGUUCCCGUGGUCAUCGGGGUACCUCGGCUUGAUUUCAGCGACUACGAGUUUUACGUUCCGGGGGAAGAGCCUGAUCAUUUAGCCAAGCAGGAUUUGAAAGCAGACGAAUAUGAGUAUGUGAACUACAAAGAUCCCUACGUCGGUCAUCAAGACAUCAAGAACUUAAACAUGGAGGAGUAUAGUAAAUACUACUUGAAGCACACAGGGCUAAAUUACAGGAUGUACUUCAUUGCCGCGGAGGAAGUGGAGUGGGACUACGCUGGCAGUGGACAAAGGCAGGACCGAUCACGGCAAAACGCUCGCAAUACCGAGUUCAAGAAGGUGGUCUUCCGCGGUUACACGGACGGGCUCUUCAGAACUCCUGAAAUCCGGGGUGAAAAGGAAGAGCAUCUCGGUAUCUUGGGGCCCGUCAUCAAGGCGGAAUAUGGACAAAGCAUCAUGGUCGUUUUCAAAAACAAAGCCAGUCGUCCGUUCUCCUUACACCCAAAUGGGGUGACCUACACAAAAUGGACUGAAGGUAUGUCUUACGAGGACGACUCCAAGCCCUGGUACAGAGAUGAUAACGAGGUUCCGCCCAAUGGCAACUUCACAUACAUCUGGAAGGUCCCCCGAAAGCCUGCGCACCAGCCAGAUGAACCUAAGUGUCAGACUUGGACUUAUUAUUCUGGUGUUAACCCCGAAAAGGACAUCCACUCUGGCUUGAUCGGUCCUUUACUGGUGUGUCCCGAGGGCACUUUAGAUACCGUGAAUAACAAAAGUGAGUUCUCGCUACUCUUCAUGACUUUUGACGAGUCCAGGAGUUGGUACUAUGAGGAAAACAUCAAGACCAUACAGAAGAAAAGAAGGAGGGGAACUCCGGAGCCUAUCCUCAAAGAGCACCUCCUGUUCCAUUCCAUCAAUGGAAUCAUGAAUAACCUCAAGGGUCUACGGAUGUACACUAACCAGUCCGUCCACUGGCACUUGAUCAACAUGGGCUCUCCCAAAGACUUCCAGAGCAUCCAUUUCCAUGGGCAGACAUUCCUCCACACGACCACGACCACCAACAGACAUUCAGUCUAUCCACUCCUUCCUGGAAGUUUCGCUACCCUGGAGAUGUAUCCAUCCAAGCCUGGACUAUGGCUACUGGAAUCAGAAAUUGGUUUCAACCAGCAGCGUGGCAUGCUGGCACUCUUCUUAGUCCUGGAUAAAGACUGCUCCCACCCCCUGGGCUUGGAAUCGGGCAGCGUGAAAGAUGAGCAAAUCACAGCCGACAAGACUCGAGGAUACUGGGAGCCACAUCUCGCCAGGCUGAACAAUAAAGGCAAAUACAACGCGUGGAGCACGGAUCAGAGCAACAGCUUUAUUCAGGUGGACUUCCAGCGUCCUGUGGUGAUCAGCCAGGUGGCCACACAAGGAGCCAAGCAGCUUUUCCAAUCCCAAUUUGUCACCAAUUACUCCAUAUCGUACAGCAAUGACCGCAGGAGAUGGAUUCUCUACAAGGGAGACAGCAGAUACCCAAUAAAGAUUUUUCCUGGGAACCAGGAAGCCUACGUGACAGAAACAAACACCUUCUUCCCACCGAUGAUUGCACGGUUCAUUCGGCUCCACCCUGUGCACUGGUACAACAUGGCCACCGUACGCAUGGAGUAUUACGGCUGUGAGCUCGACGGCUGCUCAUUACCUCUAGGGAUGGAGAACGGAGUGAUCGAGGAUCGCCGCAUCACGGCCAGCUCCGUCAACUCCAACUGGUAUUUAGGAUCCUGGAGUCCCUACUUUGCUCGCCUUAACAAGCAAGGAGCCGUCAACGCGUGGCAAGCAAAGCAUAGAGACAUGAAGCAGUGGCUUCAGGUGGAGCUGCCGCACGUCAUGAAGAUCACAGGUAUCAUCACUCAAGGAGCUAAGUCUCUAGGGAAAGAGAUGUACGUGUCCUCGUACACGCUUAAGUACAGUGAUAAUGGAAUCCACUGGCACCAGUACACUGAGGAUGAGGACGUACCAGCCAAGAUCUUCAUAGGGAACACGGACAACAAUGAGCACGUGAAGAAUUUCAUCUACCCGCCCAUUUUUUCCCGCUUCAUUCGAAUCAUCCCCAAAACCUGGACUGGCUCAAUCACGCUUCGGGUGGAGCUGUUGGGCUGCAACUUUGAGUGA
Nerophis lumbriciformis (worm pipefish) is the source of this 5172-nucleotide messenger RNA. Lineage: Eukaryota; Metazoa; Chordata; Actinopteri; Syngnathiformes; Syngnathidae. The record is from RefSeq and is a predicted model, not a curated record.